UGGCAUGACGUCAUGGGGAAUUCCCACAAAAAUGGCGGACACCGAAGGAAGUAACAGCAGUAGACUUUCAUACUAAAUGUGUGAAGAUAUUUCUGAUCGGGUGAAAGAAAAAACACUGGGAAUUUCAGCUGACAACGUUGAGAAGGAAUGAUAAGCACAAAACAUUAAACUUUUAUCACAUUGAAGAAAAGACCAUUUAUAUCCAUAUGGAAAUAUACCUAUAAUAAACAAUGGAGAACCAGCAUGGUUUCAUAGCACGACCUUCCAGGCCAGGAGAAACCCACUUUACACCACCUCCCCAAAUGUCAUAUCUGGACCAGCAAGGGUCAACAUGGCGUCCAGCUCCAUCUGGGAAUCGAAAUGGGACAGAGAACAAUGUCAUGCAGAGGUCCAUGAUUGGUCUGCCUGGCAAUGAUGCUCGAGAAUAUAUUGCGGGAAGACCAGGGCGACAGCAAGAUGUGAUGUCACAGUCGGUGAUUGGUCUACCUGGCAACCAGGCUCGAGAAUAUAUUGUGGGAAGACCAGGGCGACAUCAAGAUGUGAUGUCACAGUCGGUGAUUGGUCUGCCUGGCAACCAGGCUCGAGAGUAUAUCACGGGAAGACCAGGGCGACAUCAGGAUAUGAUGUCACAGUCAGUAAUUGGUCUACCUGGCGCUCAAGGCAGUUACACUGGAGCAGCAAGCCAUUUGCAGGGAGGGCUAACGGGACCGGCCUCUCUUGCUUUUGAAGAUCCAAAUCUGAGGCAACGCUUGGUUGAAGCUCAGAUACGAACCAACCGUAAAAAGUUUAUUGACUCGCUGACAACUGGUGAUCAGAAUUAUGGAUUGUAUCUUGACCAGCUUGUCAGUGCUGAUGCUCCCUUGAAAUCAAAAUAUCAGGAAUUGGACAUAGAAAAGUUGCUGAUAAAUAAUGCCAAGAGUCCCCAGUCAUUGCAGCAGAUGUCAACAGCUUUGGGAAUUUUAGAAAAAUAUGGCCGAAAUCUGUUGAAACCACUGGAGAUUAGACCUGCAGUUUGGAGGGAGAUCAAGUUUUCCAACUCUGUGUUCAGAGAUAGGGUCCAGCCAAUGACUUGUUCACUCCUCAUACUCCAGCAGAUGGGCUAUACGCUGCAGGUCGAUGAUGGCCUUGCAUACCCACAGGAUUCUGAACCAGUCCUCGAAGACAUUGCAAGACUGGUGGCGGAGUUAGUGUUGGCUAAGACGGAAAUCGAUUUAUACAGAACUGGGCAGCACCCAAUGAAACACAGGUUUGAUGAAGUCAUAGAACAAAGUCAAGGCCAAGGAGAUUUUCCAGAGGCAUUGUCAGAGAGGACAGAGAUUCAGUAUCCACCUUCUGCACAGAAGACACAGUAUCGCCCACAGCAGUAUCCCAUGACACAGUCUCCUCCAGUACAAUUUCAAUCUCCUCCAACACAAUAUCAGUCUCCUCCAACACAAUAUCAGUUUCCACCAACACAAUUUCAGUCUCCUCCAACACAAUAUCAGCCUCCUCAACUAACACAAUUUGGAGCUGUGUCUCAGCAACAGCAGUUGGUUCACAGUGGAAUGGGCAGGGCUUUACAGAGGCCGCCAUCAGGUGAAAAAUCAAACAUAGGAUGCUUUAAGCCUCCAGCUGCACAUGAAUACGUGAACGUGCCCCCGGUGCCUGUCCCUGCUGCUGGUAGAUACCCCUCAGAGGGAGGUGGCAGCAGUGGAGGCAGAGGGAAAGGAGGAGGUGAAGGAGGAGUGAGAAUAGACACGGCUGGAUUGCGGCCACCACCACAAGAUGCAUCUUUGUGUUACUUAUGCGGAGAGGAAAUUGGCAUAAUUCGCUGUGAUAACCAAGACUGUAAUGAUAUGUUUUGUGAAAGCUGUGACCAAUUAUUUCACAAACAUAAGGUGAGACAGGGCCACAAGCGAGUGCAGAUAUACACCAGCCCUGGCAGCUCUACUGAGACUGGACUAAGUUCUCAGCAAGAAAAUCAGGCUUCUGCCAGUCUGACCAGUCCUGUUUUAAAAGGUCAGGAUGCCUUGCCAAAUCCAAGCACAAGAGUUGGCCAGAGUCCAGUUGGGACAGCCAUCCCUGGAGGCCAAAAUGACCGUUUGUCUCCAGGUUUAUCUUCUGGUGCUUCUUCCCCCAGCUCCAUGCAGAGUAGUUCACUUGCUACAUCCCCCAGUGGUCAGAUUGGAAGAAAACCUCCAGUGCCUGCACCUAGGCGGAAAUCAACGGCAUCUUCUACGUCUUCACCUGAGACGACCACUCCCCCUACACCUGCACCUAGAAAACCAAGACAGUCUGCCAGUGACCCCAGUUUAAAAGAACCCAGCAGCAAUGUAUCUCCUCAAUCUGAGAAACUAGCCAGCUCAAAUGUUACCAAAUUAUCAGUUUUUAAUACAGACUACAGUGUUCAAGGUGGGGCAGGUGGACAUGAGGCACAGUCUCCUUUCACUAAGACUGAAACAAAUUUGCUGCCUGCAGUAAACAGGGCAGAAUACAUCAUGGAUGCCCAGAAGAUUAUUGAGGAACUGGAGGCCAUUUCUGAUCCAGAAAAUAAGAAAACGACUCUGGAUGCACGGCUCAUAGCCAUUGAAGAAGAGAUGAAAGAAAAAGAAAAGCGCAAGAAUAAUAUUAUUAAGGAGUGCCCUGAUUUUUAUGACAAUGAUACAUAUGCAGUUCUCAACAAACUUAUCAUGCGGCUGCAACAUCAGUACCAUGAGCUGAUUGUAUACAAAGAUAAUUUGAAAGAGGCCGAACAGCAACAACAGCGACAGCAACAUCAGCAACUACAUGUUGGUGGGCAUGACACAUUGCCCCAGGGCAGACUUGGCGUCAUUCCUCUUGACAUUAAGAACCCUCCCUUGCAGUAUACGCCACCCCCUUCUCAACCCUACACUUUACCACCCCCACCCUCCGUAUCAGGGCAUUUUAAACAGACCAGUUUGGAUCCUGAGAGCAGCAACAGUGUCGACGACACUUACACCAUCAUGCGCCCACCAUCGAAUGGGAAAUACAAACCUCAGCUUGGGGCCCUUACGGGGGAAUACAGAACCACAGAUGAUGUGCACAACAUGUACAUCCAAAUGGGGAACCCUCCCCCUGGCCCCACUGGUGUGAGCACACAGUCUGAGGUCACAAAGGCCUCCACACAGCUCAGCCAAAAGCAGUGCUUGAAUUGUCAAACUCUGAAUUACUUAGAGGCUCAGUGGUGUUCUCAGUGUCACCAACUGUUUGACGUUGAGACUACAGAAUCUUUUGAUGAGGUCAAACACCAGUGCCCGACCUGUCACAAAAGGACUGAUUUCCGGAAGGAGUGUUGUGAAUUUUGUCGCUAUCCCAUUCCGAAAGGUCUAAGGGACAGUUACUCCCCAUAUAAAAAAUCUGUCACAUUACCUAGAUCUUUUCACAUUCCAAACCAGCGCUCUGAUGUUGUAUCUGGUGCAGCCACCCUCCCCAGGGUACCCAUAGAACACACAGUACCACCCCCUGGUGUGUCCAAUCCAUAUCACCAAGGACAAGAGAAAAUGUCAAACGUGCAAGGGGUGUCACCUGCUGGUAAUCGCUUUGGUGGACAAAUCUCCCCUCUCUCCCAAGAUGAAAACCUAAUGAGGGUGGUCCCAGGGGUUGAAAGACCAUCCUUAGGAUCAGAAAGAUCAUCCCCAGGGGUGGCAGCAACCCAGAGAUUCCAAAGCCAAGGCAGCCUGUGGUCUUGCGAACACUGUACCUAUCUCAAUGAGGCAAACAUGAGGGUGUGUGAAAUGUGUAACAGGACCAGUGAUAAUCCACAGAUUGUAGAAAAAGCUGCCCCCGAGAACACUGGCCCUAUGACUCUGCCAGCCAGACCAUAUGGGCAGUCUGUUGGCCCAAGAAGUGGGGGUCAGGGUACUGGUCAAAGACCAUUAAGACAGUCCCUGUCAUCUCAGAUCAGUAGUAGUAGUGCUGGUGGCCAGCGGUCCUAUAUACAGACUGACCAAGAGAUAGCUGAAGAGAAGAUCCGGGCACAGACCAUGAUGCUGCAGUUUGCCCGAGAAGACCGAGAGAGGGAAGAGCAGCAACGCUCUUCAGCUACAGAUUUAGUUGGCCCUUCAACCGCUGCUCAACAACAGUUUGGUGGCUCAAAACCAUCUACUGGACCUGGUCUUCAGGCUGCAGUGCCAGGAGGGGCACAUGUGUUAAAUUUGGAGAGUUCAAGCAUGGAAAAACCAUCAACAGGACAAACUGCUGGAGCUAGACCCAAACAAGCAACACAGCUGGGGGUGUCGGGCCCUCGCUCUGGGAAUUAUGGAGGCGGAGAUGAUGUGCUGGCUGAGCUGGCUAAGAAGAAAGACCUGGAGGCCCUUAGGACUGAGGGAAGCAGUAUUAUAAAACUUUUGAGGGACCUCGAUGAAGGUGCCUACGAUAGUGAUGAGAUUGACCUGGCUCUGGAUAUGAGGAAAGAGGGCCAGAACCCCAAGAAUUGGUUGGAAGAGGACUGGGAAAGUAUAAUAGAAACACUGCUGGUGUAUUACCAGCAGGCAGGAGACAAGAUGGAGGGGGAAAACCUGGGUAGGCUCUCCAGUUUAGAGGCCAAAGCAGCACUGAAGAAGCAUGGGGGAAAUGUUCAGGCUGCACUGACAGAAUGUAUUGAAUCUAGGAAGGAGAAGUACACAGACCUGGCACAUGGCAGUGAGUUCAAAAGGGAACAGAUUCUUGAAGCACUCCAUCAGAAUAAGGGGGAUGUGGAAGAGGCAUUAAAACAGCUUAACAAGGAGGUGCUUCAUCCGUUUUUAGCCUCAGUGUGGGCAGGAAGGGAAGAGGAGGAAAGGGACGAGAUCGAGGGCACCAAUAAUGAGAGAUCUAUACAUGAUGAACAACAUAUUAAGGAUGUGAUAUUCAACAAGGAUGUUGAUGAGGAGAGACGUAUACGUCUUCUACUUGUGGAAGGCAACUUACAGGGCUGGGAGAGAGGAAAGUUGGCGCUGAAGAUUGCAGACAAUAUAGAUGACCUGGAAGGGUCUCCUACAUUGGAAGAAGUAGUAGAUGCCUCCAAAAAUAGCAAUGGCACCUACCAGGAAGCCAUCAAAUAUCUGCAGACAGAAUGCAUGGUCUGUUUUGAGAAACAACCAAUGAAUAGGAUCCGCACCCUUGCCCUUUGUCACUGCUACAUCUGCCGAGAGUGCCUGAAGCAGGGAUUUGAGGUGUAUAUCAAAGAUCGCCAUGUGAAGGACUGGGUUUGUCCCAAUUGUAAUGAACCAGACAUUGAUGAUGAGGAUAUAGCUUCAAGGCAUUUCCAGUUUUUGGAUUUGAUGCUGCAGAAUUUAGUUGCAAGAGAUGUUUAUGAACUGUUUCAACAGAAACUGCGAGAUUGGAACUUGAUGAAGGAGGAAAAUUUUAGAUGGUGUGCACAUUGUGAUAAUGGAUUUAUAUGGAAUCCUGAGGAAGGUGCUGCAAACAACCUGAAGAUGAAUUGUCCCAAGUGUUUAAAGGGCACUUGUUAUGGAUGCAAGAAACAUUGGGAAGCUGCACACGAGGAUCUGACAUGUGAGGCGUUUGCAGACUGGAAGGAGUCAAACGAUCCCGAGUUGCAGGCUCAGGGACUGGCUAAACACUUAGAGGAGAAUGGCAUAGAUUGCCCCAACUGUAACUUCCGCUAUGCUCUGGCCAAGGGUGGCUGCAUGCACUUUAAGUGUACGCAGUGUCGUCAUGAGUUCUGCGCAGGUUGUUACCAGGCCUUCAAGAGAGCAGAGAAUUGUAAGAUGUACAGUAAGUGUGCCACGUCUGGCCUACACUGUCACCACCCCAGAGACUGCCUGUUCUACCUGAGAGACAACUCUGUCAAAGAUCUACAGAAACUGCUACAGGAUAAUGAGAUACAGUUUGACACGGAGCAGCCGCCCCCAGUGGAGGGAGAAGAGCCACGUGACCGUAAUGCAUGUCGUGUGAUGGAACAGAAGGAGACGGUUGAUGGCUUAAAAGAUGAGUUCUGUGGACGGCAAGUUCCCCCACGCUAUGCUGGGUUGUGCGAGAUCCACUAUAAGGAGUACCUUGUUAGUCUAAUCAACAGACACCAUAUUGAUCCCUUAAUUAUACUGUCACUAAAUGAAAUCAAAGUGGUGCUGGGAAGGGUAGACAAGCAACCGCUAAAAAGGAAUAAAGGAGAGAAAGAUCCUGACUACAAGAAAAGGUUGAUAGAGUUUGUUCAAAGAGAGGUCCCCCUCACCUCUAUGAGACCCAGUCACAGGGCAAGAUCCAGACCCACUGCAGUAUGAAGAACUUUCUCUCAAGUUGUUAUAAAAUUUACUGAAACUUAAUUUCCUUAAGAAUAAAAAAAAGACAGAUUUCCCAGCGAAAAGAAUGAAUUUAAUUGUGGAAGAUGACAUUUUGGCACUUUCAAAAUAAUUGCAUUAAAAUUUUGUUUAAUUAUUUUACUUCUGCUAUUUUGCUUCUGCUACCAACGUG
This is a messenger RNA of Lingula anatina, 6414 nucleotides long. RefSeq lists its product as uncharacterized. The record is from RefSeq and is a predicted model, not a curated record. Gene Ontology annotation, cellular component: LUBAC complex. Gene Ontology annotation, molecular function: linear polyubiquitin binding; K63-linked polyubiquitin modification-dependent protein binding; K48-linked polyubiquitin modification-dependent protein binding. Gene Ontology annotation, biological process: protein linear polyubiquitination. Lineage: Eukaryota; Metazoa; Brachiopoda; Lingulata; Lingulida; Lingulidae.